CACUGCCCUGGCACUCCCUGGCCAGCUGCUGUGGUGACGUGAAGCUGGGGCCUGCUUCCCAGAGCCUUUGGAGUGGACCUAGGACGCUGAGAUCCUUAUGUCUCUGGCCCCUCAGAACCCAGAAGAUGGCAGAUGGGGCGCAGGCCAACCCCAAAGGGUUCAGGAAGAAGGUGCUGGCUAGACACCCGUCUGGGUGGAGGCUCCGGAGAGGCAGGGCUUCUUCCCUGAGAACAUCCAGCCAGGGCCUGAAGAGGCUCCUCACCAUUACUGUCCUGGCCAGCAAUGUCCUGACCGUGGCCCACAGCAGUCUGCUCAACCUCAAGACCAUGGUGGAGUCCGUCACGGGGAGGAACGCCAUCCUGUCCUACGUGGGCUACGGCUGCUACUGCGGGCUGGGGGGGAACGGCCUGCCCCUGGAUGAGGUGGACUGGUGCUGCCACGCCCACGACUGCUGCUACCAGAAGCUCUUUGACCUGGGCUGCCGCACCUACGUGGACCACUACGAGUACAGCAUCCAGAAUGACACCAUCAUCUGCAACCACCUCAACACGACCGAGUGUGACCGGCAGACGUGUGAGUGUGACAAGAGCGUGGUUCUGUGCCUCCAGGACCAGCCGUACCACGAGGAGCACCGCGGCUAUCUCAACAUCUACUGCCAGGGGCCUACGCCCAACUGCAGCCUCUACGAGUCCCUCCCUGAGGGGGCGGCCUGCACACCCGGGCCCCCUGCUCCUCCCACAUCUGUCCCCAUGACACCCUCCAGGGUCUAACGGGGGGGGGGGGGGGGGGCGGCGCUGGUCCUGGGGCCACAGAUGGAGCAGGUGGAUACUAGGGAUAGGAAUCUCAGGCUGACCCCUCUGACUGCCUCCUCCUUGGCACCCCUCAGACAGACUGACUCCCAAGGGCUCAGGGAAGUCUGGAGACUCACUGUGGCCACGUAGCUCCUCUAGCCCAGCCCCAGCUGUGGCUAUGCUCAGUCUAGGGACAACUGGAGAGCAUCUGGGGGUAUGGGGGUGGUAUUUCCUGAGACCACUGUGGGCAUGUCUGAGAGACACAGGAGGUAGGGUCUCUGGAGUGUGUGCUGAGUAGGGGGGUCUGUCUAUUAUUGAGUAGGGGGGGUCUGUCUCUUGUUGAGUAGGGGGU
This is a messenger RNA of Erinaceus europaeus (western European hedgehog), 1143 nucleotides long. RefSeq names its product phospholipase A2 group IIF (gene PLA2G2F). Gene Ontology annotation, molecular function: calcium ion binding; phospholipid binding. Gene Ontology annotation, biological process: lipid catabolic process; arachidonate secretion; phospholipid metabolic process. NCBI's taxonomy places the organism in Eukaryota, Metazoa, Chordata, Mammalia, Eulipotyphla, Erinaceidae. The coding region runs from base 126 to 770 and encodes 214 amino acids. The record is from RefSeq and is a predicted model, not a curated record. The transcript has 5 exons.